This is a messenger RNA of Mangifera indica (mango), 1274 nucleotides long. RefSeq names its product R3H domain-containing protein 4-like. The transcript has 7 exons. NCBI's taxonomy places the organism in Eukaryota, Viridiplantae, Streptophyta, Magnoliopsida, Sapindales, Anacardiaceae. Gene Ontology annotation, molecular function: nucleic acid binding. The coding region runs from base 245 to 1003 and encodes 252 amino acids. The record is from RefSeq and is a predicted model, not a curated record.
AGCACAUUUUAUUAUGAGCAGAAAAUGAAGAUUUUGUUUCAGACAAGUGAUAUUGGAUCGGCAAGAGGCGUCGCAAACUCGAAUAUUCUCCCCCUGUUUUUUCCGUUCUCUUCUCGUCAUUUAACGCCGUGUUUGCUUCACAGCCUUUAAAUAUUUCAGCUUCGGCUUUUCGCCUUUACACUCUUCAAAAUUCAUUUAUCAAACCCGAAUAAGGAACUUCAGAUCCGUUCAUCAAUCAAUAAUCAUGGCGUCGCCGGAUGUUCUCCAGAGAGAAGAUACCCUCCUUCAUUCAUCUCCUCUUUUUGAUCCCAAGAAAGCGGGAGAAAGUGCAAAGUCGCGCGGACUGUCUCUUGAGAAGAAGAUUGAAUUUUUAGAGAGCUUAACUGGAAAAGUCAGCAAUCGGAGAUCUCGAAGAUGGUUAAAUGAUCGUUUGUUGAUGGAACUUGUUCCUCGCUUAGAUGCAGAGGAAAUUAGAGGAUUGUUUGCUCCCCCUCCCUGGGGUGAUGAAGUGCCGCCAUCAGCUUUUUGUAUGACCAAUUGUCAAGAGUGGGACAAAUUCAGGAAUAUAGACAUGGAUAAAGAGGCUAAUAUUAUUACCACUCUAAAUAGCUCAUCUCUAAAGAAGAAAGGUCAUGACAAUGCUGAGAAGAUAGCUGUUUUAAAUGCAUGGCAUAGAGUUGAUUGUCGAACAAGAGAGGCGCUUCGCCGUAACUUUCUUUCAGAACUGAUUGGGGGCUAUGAGGAUUGCAUACGGGCCUUCAUCAAGGAGAGUGGAGAUGGAGAUGGAGAUGUGCUCGUGCUAAAGGUUCAAGAUUCUUUUCAUAGGUUGUUGCUGCAUGGUGUCUGCGAGUUCUACAACUUGGUCUCAAUAACAGUUACAGAAUCAAAGGAUUCAGAAGCUUUGAAGAUGACAAAGAUAAGGAAGAAGAAAAGGGUUUCGCCCUAUCUCCCGAACAUUACCCUGUCCCAUUUUCUGAAAAUGUCCAAGGAAGGAAUCUGGUAAAAGUGUUCUCCCAUACAUGAUGGAUGUAAAUUAGAUUGUGUAUAAUAAUAAUUUAAUGGUGAAACUUCAUGUAUCUUGAUGAAGUAAUUUCAUUUCCCUUUCUCAAUUAUCUACUGUAAAACUAGUUCAUUGACAAGUAGCUCUGAAAAACUGUAGUCACCAAGUCAACACAAGAUGUUGAAUAUAGGAUUAUUGUUUAUUAAGAGAAUUAACUUAUUUCAUUAUUCUGAUGGAGAUGCUGUUCUUGUUAAUGAAUAACUUAAUUCUGACA